Molecule: messenger RNA, 2220 nt
Organism: Salvelinus fontinalis (brook trout)
Lineage: Eukaryota; Metazoa; Chordata; Actinopteri; Salmoniformes; Salmonidae
Product: zinc finger protein 239-like
Exons: 2
Coding region: 248-1405 (385 amino acids)
Biological process (GO): regulation of cytokine production; regulation of immune system process; negative regulation of transcription by RNA polymerase II
Source: RefSeq, a predicted model, not a curated record
UGGACUACACGACACCGGAAGCUGUUUCAACAACACGGAUGCUGACUCAUUCAACCACCUCCGUAGCCUGGUAUCCAACAUACAACCGAAAACAUUGAAGCUCUUUGGACCAUUUUUGAUUUCGGUGUUUUUAACACAAUCCUCUUUACGUAUCUACUAUUUAACUUAAACGUAACUUGUUUGCUCAAUUUACACAUUUGUUGAUUAUACUGAACCUAAGCUAAUCGUCAAUGCUAGCUAGCCCACCAUGAGCUCUCCAAGCUACUCUCCUCCUGCUAAAGAAGAGGUCUGCUGGACGGAGAAAGAGGGCCUGUGGCUGAACGUUGUCGUGAAAGAAGAGGGGGAAGAGGAGGAUGUUUCCGUAAAAGGAGAGGAAGAUGCUUUCAGAAUGAAAGAGGAGGAAGAGGAGGCUAUCAGUAUCACGUUUAAAGAAGAGGAAGAACCUUUUGGAGUGGGAGAGGAGGCUAUCUCAAUAAAAGAGGAGGAGGAAGACGUUUGGAGAGAUGAAGAGGGAGAGGAAGAGGAGACUGAAGAUCUGAUUAACACCAGAGAGACACCAGACUCUCACGAUGACAGCGGGAAGAGUUCUUCAGGGAAACCAGACCCGGCGACACCCAAACCAACGAGACGACAUCAAUGCUCCCACUGUGGAAAGAGUUUUCCCUGGUUAAGGGCCCUGAAGCAGCAUAAGAAAAAACACUCUGGAGAGAAGCCUUAUCGCUGUUCUCAAUGUGGAAUGACUUUUACCUGGGCAGGAAGCCUAUGGGGGCAUAAGAGAAUACACUCUGGAGAGAAGCCUUACCACUGCUCCCACUGUGGAAAGAGUUUUAGGAAGUUAGGUGACCUGAAGGCGCAUGAGAGGACACACACAGGAGAAAAGCCCUACCAAUGUUCCCAGUGUGGAAAGAGUUUUAGCCAUUCAGGGAGCCUUAAAGACCAUGAGAGGAGACACAGACAAGAAAAACCCUACCAAUGCUCCCUGUGUGGAAAGAGUUUUAUCACGUUAGGGAACCUAAAACAGCAUAAAAGGACACACACAGGAGAAAAGCCCUACCAAUGCUCCCAGUGUGGAAAGAGUUUUAGCCAUUCAGGGAGCCUUAAAGACCAUGAGAGGAGACACAGACAAGAAAAACCCUACCAAUGCUCCCUGUGUGGAAAGAGUUUUAUCAAGUUAGGGGCCCUGAAUCGGCAUGAGAGGACACACACAGGAGGGGAUAAGACGUACCACUGCUCCCUGUGUGAAAAGAGUUUUAACCGGUUAAGACAUCUGAAUAAGCAUGAAAGAAUACAUACACAGGAGGAGAAGACAUACCGCUGCUCACUGUGUGGAAAGACAUUUUCCCAGUCAGAGGACCUGAAAGCACAUGAGAGAAUAGAGAGGCUGUGUUCUGACUUGUGCUUUUGACUGAGAAUUUGUGUUUUUGUUCAUGCCACAUUAAAUCAUAUUGUUUAUGAUUAAACCUGUCUAUAUAAUGCAUAACUGUACUAUAACACACACAGGAGAAGAAGACCUUCCACUGUUCUCAUUGCCUUUGACUGAGAAUUCGUUUUUUUUGUUUUUGAACCCACUGAUAGGUUUGGAUUUCUAAACGUUAAAUAGUGUUAAUCAUCAGUUAUACUAGAGACAUAAGGGGUGCCAUAGUCUGGUUUCUACAACAGAAGUGAAUGGUUAUGUGUAGGAGGAAUGUAUAUGGUGGAUUCAGUUAAGUUUGGAAUGUAUUGAGUGAAGGGAGGACGAUCACAUGUUGGCAGGCACUGAUCAGGGUGGCAAACCUGGUCAAGAACUACAGGAAACGUAUGAUCUCUGUAAUUGCAAACAAAGGUUUCUGUACCAAAUAUUAAGUUCUGCUUUUCUGAUGUAUCAAAUACUUAUGUCAUGCAAUAAAAUGCAAAUUAAUUACUUAAAAAUCAUACAAUGUGAUUUUCUGGAUUCUUGUAUUAGAUUCCGUCUCUCACAGUUGAAGUGUACCUAUGAUAAAAAUUACAGACCUCUACAUGCUUUGUAAGUAGGAAAACCUGCAUAAUCGGCAGUGUGUCAAAUACUUGUUCUCCCCACUGUAUAUAGCUAGUGGCUCAUUUGAAUAGCAUUUGAAUAACUGUUUGUUUGAUUGAUUGUGUAGUAGAUGUAAAGUUUGUUUUAAAUGAAUUAAAAAACGAAUAAAUUAACAUAUGUUUCAAAUGAAAUGAACAAUAAAUAAAAUAUUUUCUUCAAGUGCGUUA